UCUCUCUCUCUCUUUCUCUCUCUGUUGUUAUAUAGACAUCAAUAUAACUAUUAAUUAAUUUAUAGGAGGUGUUAUUACCGUCACGUCAACCCUAAGAAUACUCGUGUAGGGCUUCUCAUGUGACACAAGCUGCAUAUAAUACGAUUAAUGGAUUGUGAAAUGCAAGAAAAAUGAAAAAUAUAUUGUAUUAUAAUUAUCACUUCUAUUGCUGUUGCUAUUGCCAUUGCUGAGAUUAAUUAAUAAAUUAAUAAUGCGUGUUCGCGGUGUGUGUUCAUAGGCAAAUCCAAUUGGUUUUAAAGUGCGCAAUAUACAUGUUUUUUCAAUAUAUAUACCUAACGUAGCAUAAUUAUGUUUAUAGUGAAUGUGUUUUGGCAUGGUUUUAGAUGUUUGUGGCAAAUUAUGCUUGCAUUUUAUAAAUCAGGUUAUGCCAUGAAUUGAGUUCAUGUAUAGAUUAAGUACAUGUACAUUUAACAUGUUGUGACACUACAAGCAAACCAAAAAAAAAAAAAAGAAAAAAAGAAAGACUAAAGAAAAAGAAAAAACGAAGCAAAUAAUAUGCAAUUAGUGGUGCCUGGUGCCAUAGAAAAAAAAAAAAAAAAUUAGUUAAAGUUCGAUAACACCAUUAGAUGGCAAGUUUCCAUCAAUUUACGCCCUCAAUUCAAAGCCCUUUAUUAUGAGAAGUAAACGCCUGCGAACUUAGCGCAGGAAUCUUUUCGUUUUUACACUUUGCAAAAUAUUGUGUUUGUGUGUGUAAUUGUGCAUUAAAUAUCUCUUUAACCGGGUGUAACCGGGUAUAACCGAGAAAGCAGGGGUCAUAAAAGCGAUCGUCAACGUAGUAUUCUCUUGCGUCUUAACUUUCGAAUAGAGGGCAUCAUGGCGGCAAAGCCUAGUAUGAAAUUCACUGUAAGGAGUAAUCCUGCGAUUAUCCUGUGAUUUUGUUUUGCGUAUCCUUCUUAUUUGCUUGAACUCUCCCUAAAAGAGUUAUACAAGAACGUUAUAAAGAGAUGUGUGUGUUUGUGUGUGUGUGUGUAUGCUUCAAGAAUUCAAAAAUUCAAUUUUCCUAACAUGCUCGUAAGGGCGUAUUGCAAGCACUUUGAAUGCAUGCCGGCUAGUGUAAGUGCCCAGCAAGGGCAGAUGAAAACGCCAGAUUUAAAUGCACUCCUCUCACAGAGAUAGAAGUGCUCUUAAGUGAUUAAAGCUUUCUAUGAUGCAAGUGUCGCAGGAGAUUAGAUUCAAAAUUAGAGCAUGAAAUUUCUAGCACGUUUUACUCGAAGCCAUAUAUUCUUCAAGUUUAUAUUAUGAAGUAACGAUUGCUCUAAAUACUGCUGAUUUUACACAUCGACAUAUAUAUAUAUAUAUAUGCAAGAUGUCCGCUGUACUCUUCACAACAGAACAACAGGAUCUAGACCUGCCCUCUACCAUUAAUCACAAUAACGCAAAUUCUCGUACUUCUACAACUGCAAGCAACAUGUCUUCAUUCAAUAAUGGCGAUGAUAUACAACUGCAAAACACUUUUACGGCCGUCUACGUUGAUAUUUUGGGCAGUAAAAUGAAUAACAUGCGUAUACACGGGGAAGUGGCGGAUGGAGAAGUAGAUCAUAUUCAAAAUCUUAACGGUCAACAGCAACACUAUUGCGACGGUAGUGAUAGUGGGGUGGAAAUUGCCUCUAAUGCCAAUGUUACUUUACAGAGGGCUCUUAGCAGUAAUAGUGGCGGUUAUGCUAGUAGUCAUGGCGGGGGUUUGGACGAUAAUGCGCAUGGCGGCGUAAAUCUGUCCUGCAAUUCAAGCAUGAUUAGUUGCAGCUCCGAUAUCUAUGAUAUAAAGCAAUCAAGCAAUUUGUUGGCAGGCAGUAAUAGUUUGAAUACCUGCCGCUCUUUAAAUAGCUACGAGUGUUGCAGCGAGAAUGGCAGUGAGAGUUCUUCGGUUGCCGGUCCCAUUACUAUGACGGUACGUCGAAUUAAUAAUCAUAGUAACGUUAAGAAAAAAGUGGCUAUGUUUGAGCCCAAUUUGUCAGAGGGCCCUUCAGCUAUGAAAGCAAAAAAUGCAAAAGAACAGAGUGCCGCCGCUAACUCUUCGGCACAGCAUCAACCACAACAACAACAACACCAACAACAAUGUAGAUCACGUUUAAGUGGUUUGAAGAGAGCUAUUUCAUUGCCCCGUCCAAGUCAGGGUACGGCCCAACAAGUGCGCGAACGUUUAAGCGAAAAACUACACUUAAAUAACUCAACCAGAUCAACAAACACAUGCCUUACGCCUUACCGUGCCAGCACUAACCAAUCGCGUACUUCUCAAAAUAAACCGCAAAAACCUGACAAUUUACCCAAUCAGUUAAGCCGAACUACGUCAAUGAGUAUGCAACGUUUGGUGCAACGCACACCUUCGUUAAGUCGUGCUCGCACGCCGUGUACAUCUGAGGAUGGACGUUGGCCGGGAAUAAGUUCAUCACGGUCCGCUUCGGCAAGACGUGGUAUGUCUGUCACACCUGAUCUCGCAUCUUUAAAGAUGCGUUCCAGCAUAAUGGCAAGCAUGGAAAUCAAAUCAAAUUCGUCGAGUCCCUAUGGGACACUACCACGAAGGAGGAAACAAAAGUCAGUAGAAGAUUUAACCGGCCGUAGCUCCCGUAGCAGUUCGAUAUCUCGAGAGACACGCAUGUCUACUUCCGUUAUAAUGAGUUCACGAAAAAGCUUAACUUCGUCGUACGGUUCAAACACGGCUACGCCCACACAACAAAAAUCGUUAAUAAGCUCGUUGGCAAUGAGUAAGAGAGAAAACCAAAAUUCACGUAAAAGCUCAACAGCGAUUUGUAAAACUAGAAUUUAUCACGAGACUGGAUCACAAACUGCGUUGACAAGUCAAGAUUUGGAGAAAGCUUUUGCCGGCGUAGCUUCUCAUACUAAAGCGAUCGACGCAGUUGAACUGCAUGAUCAAGAAACACAAGCCGAGAUAAGAGACGAGGAAUUGGAAAGGUUACGCUGUGAAGUGCGACAGUUAACAGAACGGGAACAAGAACUGGCCAUAAAAUUGAAGCGAGAACGGGAGGAGAAAUUAGCCAUUCAACGUGAAUUACAUCUCAAUACCGAACGGGUUAUGGGCCUUCUAGCUUUGGCACGCGUUGCUGGUAACGGUAAAAUUGUGGAUGCCGGUACACCCACCUCAGAUGAGGGUGAGGGUAGUCACGAUAGUUUGCUUAUGCUAGAAUCACAAAUUCAAAUGAGCGGUCAUGAGUUGAUAGAGCGCCAACAGGAGGUUGGUCAGCUAAGGAAACUCUGUAGAUCUCUACAAAUAGAAAUGGAACGUUCGUUAAUGCAACAAGAAUGUUUAAUGCAACAAAAAGCCGCUAUUGAACAAGAGUCCACUGAAUUGCAAGACUUUCUGCAACAUGAAAAGGUGGCCAUGUGCGACGCUCUCAAAGAAUUGGAAAAUGAAUAUCAACAGUGUAAACAACAAUUAGCCAAUCGGGGGGAAGAAGUAAAAGUACUAAGGGACGAAUGCCGCCAUUUAGUGAGAUUGAAUGAACAAAGAAGGCAAGAGAAUCGUACGCUGCAAACCAAAUUUGCCGCAUUGGAGACCAAGUCCAAGGAAUUGAUAAUGCAGCAAAAUGCGUCUGUGUCCGGAGCUACAAGCGCUUUAUCGGGCCUUCACACACGUUUAGACAAUUUGGUAGAACAGCUAGUAUUCUCCUAUAACAUAUCCGAACUAGAUUUGGAGGAUAUUGGCUUUCAAAAUGAUAGCCAAUCGAAUAUCAGUGCCAGCGGAGAAACAUCACUAGAUUGCGAUAGUACCACGACGUCAGUAAAAUUACAAUUGAAUGGGCAUGAGUUUACGCAUCAGCAGCACCCGCAAACACUUACUUUUUCUCAAACAACCAAUUAUGCUCAGUAUCAAUUAAAUUCAGCUAGCGAUGGAUCCCUAUCACCUCAACGAAAUCAGUCGUUUAUAGCGGCUGUUAUCAGUGCCAUUCGUAAUGCUACCACACAUUCAGGAAAAAGGCUAUUAAUACGUCAAGGCAAACGAUGUAGUGAAACUGUUGCAAGCUCAGGGGUAGGGGGUGCUACGGUCGUUCAUCAUCAUAACAAACAGUGCAAUACGCACCAACCUCGCAAUGAGAUAAUAAAUAAUGGCGAUGAUUCUGAUUCGACUGAAAUGUUGGAUUCAGAAACUGAACCUUGUUUGAUGAUGGAUAACGUUUUGGAGGAUGUGAAUAUGCCCGACUCGCAUUCACAUAAUAUGGUUUCGUCUUGCACGGGCAUGAUAUCACAAAUUGAAAUACCUUCGGAAUUAGUGAACGCAACCACCGGCGACGAAUCUCUGCACAAUCUAUCGCAGGCCAUUGUUAAUCGUCAAACUGUGGAAUCGCAAGUUAGUGCUAUGGCUGUGCAAAAAUAUAAUCAACAAAUUAACGAGACGAGUGUUACCGAAGAGCCGAGUUGUCAUGAUUCUGUAGCCGAAAUGCCUUCUUUGGUCGAGUAUUCUGCCACCCAAGCUGUAGUGGAUCAAGUUAUCGAAGUUGAUAAUUUGGUUACAAAACUCUUGAAAGUUUUACGCCUUAUACAAAUCGAUAACGAUAAUUGCAUUCAGCAGCUCAUAAUCGAUAAAAAUAAAUUGCAGCAAAGCAAAGAGGAUAUGCUUGAGAAAAUUAAAGACUUACAGGAUGUUAAUGUUAAACUACAAGACGAACUGAUGGAUGCGACACAAGAGUUGAUGAUAAAAACUAAUGAUUUAUCAAAUACCAAAGCUGAAAUCCAACGCCAUCGUAAUGAAAUCGAUCGUUUAACUGAGGACAUCUGCAAUUUGAGUACAUUGUGUAGCAAUUAUCGUAAACUAUCGCCAAGCACCGAAUUACCACCAUUUGAGGCUGGAUCACUUAACAGCCAGUUAGACGAUAUCGCUGGUAUAUUAAAUUUACUAAAAAUGUGGCAGGCCGAGGGCCAGCUAAAUGAUACCAGAGUCCAGCAAUUCAUGGUGGAUUCAUUGAAAACAAACAAUGGCAACACAAAGAGUUUGACAGAUGAUCGUCAUCAUUUAGAAGAACGUUUACGCAUAUAUGCCAAUCAAUUACAAAAUGUUUUAACGGUUCUCAAUACCUGCCAACAGCUGAUUACUGACAAUCCAGCCCUGCAAGAACUGCGUAAAGAUAUCGAAGUGGUUAAACUCAAUGCCAAUUGGUCGCAAUUACUGCGCGAUCAAGUUGGGGAAGAUGACCUUAAUGCCAAUUAAAUUUAGAAAAAAUAUAAUAAAAAAAAAAAAAAAAAAAAAAAAAUUAAAAAAAUUGUAUUCGCUUCAGAGUGAAUGUUAAACAUCCACCACCUAGACCAUGUUGACCAUGUCAUAUAAAAAGCUUCUGCGCGCAUUGUUCUGCUGAUCUCCUAUGAUAAUAAUUCAAUUGCCUCUAAAGUAAGAUUGAUCAAUACACUCCGUGUAAAAAUAUUGUUAAUUGUUUUUGAUGUGAAAUAACUCAUCUGAUGUUUUCUCUUUCCACCAUUGUGAGUCUUUAAGAACAAGACAAUGCUGUAAGGUUUUUUUUUUUUUUUUUUUUGACAUAAGUCUUAUAUGAGCUUAUAUAUAGGAGGAUUUGGCUUGUUUUUCUGUUAUUUCAAAUGGUCUUGGUCGGUAAGAGUGGCACCACUUUUUUUUAUUACUAAAAAAAUUAUUCGAUCCAACUGUGAAGACUUGCAUAAUUAAGUCUUGUUUCUCUUUACUGAAAUGUUUGCGCACAUUGUCUUGUUCAAGAGUUAACUAUUUAGAUGAGAUAAUGAGUACAUAUUUUUUACUUUUAGGUGGUGGGUAUGCAAAAAAAAAAAAAGUACUAAAAUUCAUCCAAAUUAUAAAAAAAACGUCCAUUGUGUUGUUAUAUUACGUUAUCAUUACUAUUAUUUAUUUAAUAUGAUAUAUAUUUAAAAAGGAAAUGUUGUCAUUAUUUUAGACAAAUUAAUUAACAAACAACAGUUAAUAUUAUGUAGUAGUUAUGAAACGCAAUCAGUAUAGGCUUAUUGGCCAUGCAAUUAAGAAUUUAAAAAAAAAAAAAAAAAAAAAAAAAAAAAAAAAAUGAAGAUCGACAACCGUUCAGGUCAGAGCACUAAGCGACAAUCCAUUAUGCGAUGGUGGCCUGUACAAUCUUGAAAGCGCAGGUAAAUCGCAUUAAGCACGAUAUAAAAUUAAAUUCAAACAACAUCGAAAACGUAUUGAUCUUGAUUGUACAAUUUCCUUUUUAUUACAUAAUACAUAUACAAUAUGUGCGUAGUAUUAUAUUUAGUAUGUACUUAUUACACAUUAAUAUAGUUGUAUAUGUGUACAUUAAUCAGAUCAUAUACAGUCAGAUAUGUAUGUAUGACGUUUGAAUUGAACCAUUUUGGCAUUUUAGCUUAGACCGCUUGUUAUUAUACAGUUAUUUUAAAAACUUUAGUCAUGAGACUCUUCCUUUUUUUUUUUUUUUUUUUUUUGUUCAUUAAAAAAAAAGUUGUGUAAUUGUAGACGCGAAAAACGCUGAAAAAAUUUAAUUAUACAUAUAUAAUCUUUAUGUAUAGGCACAUGUACUAGUAAUUAAUAAGCAAAAAUCGAAUUCAUCUUCUCUCUUAA
Molecule: messenger RNA, 6580 nt
Organism: Glossina fuscipes
Lineage: Eukaryota; Metazoa; Arthropoda; Insecta; Diptera; Glossinidae
Gene: corn
Source: RefSeq, a predicted model, not a curated record